AUGCCCCUAGAGGUGAAUUCCGUCUCUGAUAUGCUACAGCUGGAGGUGCUGGACCUUGCGAAUCCCAGAGUUGAUGAACACAUCCACCACUACUUCCUGGGUCGUGCGCAGCUACCGAUUGAGCGCAUCAUUGCGGCGGUGCACAGAUCCAAGAAUCCGAGUCGUCCGCUGCAACUCCGGGAGAGUUUGGAAGGCUCACAAGCCCAGGCGCAGAUCGAUUUCGAAUGUACAUACGAGGCCUACGACACAGAUGCUGUCUCACCGGCGGGCAGCAGCCCUCAAAGGGAGAAGUAUCACUCGACGCUGUCUGCGAGCCCACACAGCUCGCCCGGCGGCAAGCCUAAACGGCAAACUUCUGACAUGGGCACCCUGGGAAUCCUUUCUGUUCGCAUCAUUGCUGCCUACAACUUGAUCAAUGCAGAUACUGGCAUAUUGGGUGACGUUUCGGACCCAUACACGACUGUGCGACUGGAGAGUCAAAGCGAGAAGCAGCGAAAACGGACGCAUACCAUCAACAACGAUCUGAAUCCCAAAUGGAAUUCGUCGCCCUUCCUCUUUCCGGUCCAGCAUGCGGAAGACCAGCUAAUACUGGAGGUCUACGAUGAGGAUAUGAUGGGCUCCGAUGACUUCUUGGGCCGCAUGAGGAUUCCCCUUUACCGCAUCAUCCAUGGCCGUGCCAACCAGCCUGUGAGAAUCCGAGACCAGCUCCAG
Molecule: messenger RNA, 711 nt
Organism: Symbiodinium pilosum
Lineage: Eukaryota; Dinophyceae; Suessiales; Symbiodiniaceae
Source: the annotation of a GenBank genome assembly